AGGCAAUGAAGUUACAUACCUAUGAUGUCUUAUGAUGCAAUGCUCCCACGGCUCUUGAUCAGAGCUCUGUCCAGAUGGGCAUAUAUAUACCAAGAAAUAACUUGCUCGGUAGAAUCAUAACCAUAAUCUCAAUCCAUCAGCUCAAUCCCAAACGAAUCAUCCUCUCCCACUCCUUUUUUAAAAACAUCCCUAUAUUACCAAUCAUCCACAAUGAACGACAACGACAAGGUUCGCAUGGCUUACGAAGCCGAGAAGGACUUGAACUCCUACCAGGCCAAGCAGGGUCUUGGUAAGAAGAGCGACUCCACUUUGGAAUCCGGUGUCGACGAGAUGGCCGAGAGAAAGUUCGAGACUGGCAUCCGAACCGGCCGCGAGGCUUAUGCUACGGGAAGCAACCGUAAACCCAUCCCUGAAGAUGAGGGUGGCAGCCGUGACGACCGCGGCAGACUCGCACCCGCUGAAGCGUUCGAGGGCCCCGGCGGUCCUGAGGACAAGGUGAAGCUCAACUCGGAGCGUCGUCCUGGCGACCAAGACACUCUGGGUAUUCAGGAUCUGAAGCGUGCUGGCCUUGCUGAAUAA
Molecule: messenger RNA, 579 nt
Organism: Aspergillus homomorphus CBS 101889
Lineage: Eukaryota; Fungi; Ascomycota; Eurotiomycetes; Eurotiales; Aspergillaceae
Exons: 3
Coding region: 211-579 (122 amino acids)
Source: RefSeq, a predicted model, not a curated record